AUGUCUUCUCCGGUCCCUUCCUCUCCUACCUCUCCCCUUCAGUCUCGGUCUGAGCAGCGACACCAAUAUCGCCGUCAGGAAAUCUACGAAGAACCGCCCUCUCAGCCACUGCCUUAUGAUUCAAGUAUCGUCCUGUUACAAUCCUUCAACAACUUUUUCGUUGUCGCCAUUCACAAUAUCCUCUACUAUCGGGGAAUCUACCCGCAACCUACCUUUCUCUCUGCUCGCGCCUACAAUCUCCCGGUGCACCAGAACCGCCAUCCCAAGGUCUGCUCCUGGAUACGCGAUGCUGUUAAAGCCGUGGCCGCUCAGAUUGCAGAGGGCCGUGUAUCACGCAUUGCUGUCGUCAUUCACUCCCCUCUCGAAGCAGAAAUGUCGUCUGAUCCCACACAAUCAGCAUCCUCUCAGACCAUCCCACCAGGUUCGGUUCUUGAACGCUGGAUGUUUGACGUCAGCCGAUUCCCCGCGUGGCCUGGUGGUGCCAAGCCAAUGCGAGCCUUUAAAAAAGCCUUAGCAAAAGAGCACAGAAACGAAGACAGUCGAGACGACGAAUACUAUUUCCCCACCGCUCACACAGUGAGCUUGCCCGAUCUCGACGAGCAGUUACGUGGUGCACUGCGAAGGAUGGCGCAUGCUGCCGAGAAGAUGGAUGCCCUGCCAGAGGGAUGUACUUUUACCGUGGCCGUGGAGUUGAGAGACGAGGCCCUUGCUCCCAUUGGGCAUCCCCAAGCGUGGAUUCCCUCUGAACCCAACCUCCAGCCCGCCUCUCGCUCAAGGCCGGAACCAGGCGCAGAUGUUGGAGGUGUCAAGACAACUCCAAUCCGGUCUGUCGAGGCAGGGGCCUUGUUCUUCGAGUGUUGGCUUGAAGAAGGCAAGGCGAAAGAAAUGUUGAACAAGUAG
Molecule: messenger RNA, 900 nt
Organism: Neurospora tetrasperma FGSC 2508
Lineage: Eukaryota; Fungi; Ascomycota; Sordariomycetes; Sordariales; Sordariaceae
Exons: 2
Coding region: 1-900 (299 amino acids)
Cellular component (GO): zeta DNA polymerase complex
Source: RefSeq, a predicted model, not a curated record